Molecule: messenger RNA, 1005 nt
Organism: Papilio machaon (common yellow swallowtail)
Lineage: Eukaryota; Metazoa; Arthropoda; Insecta; Lepidoptera; Papilionidae
Gene: Rab23
Product: ras-related protein Rab-23
Exons: 6
Coding region: 319-990 (223 amino acids)
Molecular function (GO): GTPase activity; GTP binding
Source: RefSeq, a predicted model, not a curated record
CCCGCCAACGCAAGCGCCAGUCGUUACGUACACUCUGUGUAAAUCAGACGGCAUUGCUUAUUAUCGUACAUGUAAAUAUCGCGGUGAUUUUUCACAUUACGAAUCAAAUUGAGCUCUAACAUUAGUGCGACUUCUGAAUCUAAUUGAGUGAAGUGGAAAUCGCAUAGUAUUGCGAAGUGUGUCUUAAUAUAAAUAUAUAGUGUCAUAAGGCCGCUUUUUACGGAAUGAUAAUUCAAUGUGUUGUGGGAGUUCUACCACCGGAGCUUAUUGAAUGAAGUGGUCAUCACUAAUGUUGCGGUGUGCGGGGGCGCGGGGAGGAUGCGCGAGGAGGAGUUGGAGGUGGCGUUGAAGGUGGUGAUCGUGGGAGACGGCGGGGUCGGCAAAUCUAGCAUGAUCCAGCGCUACUGCCGCGGUACAUUCACGCGCGACUACAAGAAGACCAUCGGCGUUGACUUCCUCGAGCGACAGAUAGAGAUCGAUGGCGAGGAGGUGCGGCUGAUGCUAUGGGACACAGCGGGGCAGGAGGAGUUCGACGCCAUCACGAAGGCGUACUACCGCGGCGCACAUGCCUGCGUCCUCGCCUUCUCCACCACAGACCGGGAUUCCUUUCUUGCGCUGCACUCGUGGAAGCUGAAGGUCGAGAACGAAUGCGGUGAAAUCCCGACAAUAAUAGUGCAAAAUAAGAUAGAUUUGAUGGACCAGUGCGUCGUCGGACCUGACGAGGCGGAGCUAGUGGCUCGCGCGCUGGGCUGCCGGCUGAUGCGCGCCUCCGUCAAAGAGGACGUGAACGUGGGCGCAGUAUUCCGCGCGCUCGCCGCACGUUGCCUCGCCGACAUGCGCGCCGAUGAUGACGCGCCCAGCGUCAACACAACGCCAGUUAUUGGUAGUUUCACAAAUCAUAACAGCAACGGCACAAUCCUGCUGCGGCCCGCCAAGCACCGCCCCGGCAAGAAGAGAAACGUCUUCAAAAGUGCCUGCAGGAUUCUAUGAUUUUGCUCUCUCGAG